AUGGUAGGGGUGACGAAGACCUAUAAGCUUACCUACGAAGCUGCGGAGGUGACGCAUGCGGUCUUUAAUCAAAACCUUGUGAAAAACACUUGGAGAAUAAGUGCACUAAUGCUGAGAUCUCUCAUUGAAUAUUUCAGCGCUGGCACGGAGCAACUUGAUGUAUCUACCACAAGUGGUCGAACAACAUUCACCAGCUACACUGAAAAGAUCAUGAAUGGCAAAGAUAUCUUGAAACAGCCGCUUCAGACCUCUGUGACAAUAGACAAUCUUGACUUCGAAGAGUUCGAGGUUGAAGAAAAUUUACAUAUUGGCAUAGCCGUGAAGGACUUCAAAGCCAUUGCCACACAUGCGGAGUCCCUCAGGACUAGUGUCACUGCCCGUUUUUCCUUGCCGACCCAUCCAAUGCAGCUUCGCUAUAGGGAGAUUGGUAUCAGUUCUGAUUUCACUUUGAUGACAAUUGGAGAAUAUCGUGGAGGACCGGAGAGGCCCACGUCCGCGCGUGCGCUAUCGAAGAAGGCAUCGGUACCUUUAGCGCAGCACUCUUCCGUCUUACAGCAGCAAGACCGAAACUCACAUACCGCUCAUCUAGAGGAGAACCCGAUGCCCCCACCAGUCCAUCCAGCUAGUCGCCACGUCAAUAAAGGCCCCACUCAAAUGCAGAGCGCUCAGAGCACUCAAAGGGCUUCACCGCCACGCCCAAAACCAAGCCUGGACCCAGAAAGCCUCUUCCACCACCAGAACGAUGAUACUGAUGAAGAUCGUCAAUGGGGCGAGAGAAAUUAUGUUGAAGAGGAGGACACCGUAGGCUGGAGUGCAAGUGCCGUCAACGUAUCAAAUCCUAAAUAUCUUCCAUGGCCACAGUACAGCUGA
Bacidia gigantensis is the source of this 870-nucleotide messenger RNA. RefSeq lists its product as uncharacterized. Gene Ontology annotation, cellular component: checkpoint clamp complex. The transcript has 3 exons. Gene Ontology annotation, biological process: cellular response to ionizing radiation; DNA replication checkpoint signaling; mitotic intra-S DNA damage checkpoint signaling. The record is from RefSeq and is a predicted model, not a curated record. Lineage: Eukaryota; Fungi; Ascomycota; Lecanoromycetes; Lecanorales; Ramalinaceae. Bases 1 to 870 code for a protein of 289 amino acids.